Drosophila ficusphila is the source of this 1959-nucleotide messenger RNA. It is a transcript of the gene Hydr2, whose product is annotated as abhydrolase domain-containing protein 2. Gene Ontology annotation, cellular component: sperm plasma membrane; sperm flagellum. Lineage: Eukaryota; Metazoa; Arthropoda; Insecta; Diptera; Drosophilidae. Gene Ontology annotation, molecular function: monoacylglycerol lipase activity; acetylesterase activity. Gene Ontology annotation, biological process: sperm capacitation; medium-chain fatty acid catabolic process; steroid hormone receptor signaling pathway. Bases 272 to 1468 code for a protein of 398 amino acids. The record is from RefSeq and is a predicted model, not a curated record. The transcript has 5 exons.
CAAAUCUAGUUACUUAAAAUCGGAGAAGGCGAAGGCAGAAUUUUCGAGUACAAUUUAAAUCCGGUUCCGUUCACUUGGAAAGUGUUCGCUUAUAUUGGCCAUACAAAAAUUAGCAAACAAGCAGGAAAAAAACUCAUAACAUACACACAUUACACCCACUUGAAGGGACAGAAAAAGUCGAAGGAUAAGUGGCCAGUGAUUGGAUGAUAAGGCAGGACAACUGCCGAUUUCCUCGGAUCCUGGGCAGAAAAUUGGAGGACACAGCGCCAACAUGUCCACCGCCUUCCUGACACUAAUCGCCGUCAUUGUGUGCAUCCUUUUCCGGAUCCUGAAUGUCCACAGCCAGCCGCUGAAGCCGAGUGUUUGGUGCCUGGACGCCCAGUUUCUGGACUGCCUCUACAAAAUCGCACCCGUGCUUAGGGAACCCUACAUUCCACCACGUCUUUGGGGCUUCAGUGGUCAUGUCCAGACAGUUUUGCACAGCAUUGUGGGCCGGGUUCGCUGUCCUUGGCCCUUGGGGGAGCGCGUCUACAUGUCGCUUCCGGAUGGCUCCACGUUAACGUACGACUUGUACCAGCCACUCAACGAACAGGAGGAUGACAUCACUGUGGCCAUUUGCCCGGGCAUCGCCAAUAGCUCGGAGUCGGUGUACAUCCGCACCUUCGUGCACUUGGCCCAGUGCAAUGGAUACCGCUGUGCGGUGCUGAACCACAUUGGAGCCCUGCGCAGCGUCCAGGUGACUUCGACGCGCAUCUUUACCUAUGGCCACACGGAGGAUUUCGCGGCCAUGGUGGAGCACUUGCACCAGAAGUACCGCCAGAGCCGAAUGGUGGCGGUUGGUUUCAGUCUGGGCGGCAACUUGGUCACCAAGUACAUGGGCGAGGACCAGAAGACAAAGCCCAACAGCGUGAUUGGAGGCAUAUCCAUUUGCCAGGGCUACAAUGCCGUCGAGGGAACAAAAUGGCUGCUGAACUGGCAAAACUUCCGACGCUUCUACUUGUACAUCAUGACGGAGAACGUAAAGAGCAUUAUCCUCCGACACCGACAUGUUCUGCUAUCCGACGAGGUGAAGGCUCGGCACAACCUCAACGAGCGCGAGAUUAUCGCCGCUGCCACUCUGCCUGAGUUGGAUGAGGCCUACACCAGGCGAGUCUACAAUUUCCCCUCCACCCAGGAGCUGUACAAGUGGAGCUCGUCGCUGUUCUACUUUGAUUCGAUUAAGAAGCCCAUGAUAUUUAUAAACGCCAAGGAUGAUCCCUUGAUUCCAGAGGACUUGCUGCACCCUAUAAAGGAGUAUGCCACUACCAGGCAAAACACCGCCUAUGUAGAGGUGGCCCACGGCGGACAUCUGGGAUUCUAUGAGGGAGGUUUCCUGUACCCGAACCCGGUUACCUGGCUGGAUCGCACACUGGUGGCCAUGGUGGGGUCCCUGGUCAUGAUGCAGGACGUCGGCAAGGUGGCAUCUUAGGCCAUCAAACCAUUAGCACACACACAAAGUUAACAGACUAGUUAACGCUUUUGUGUCAAAAUUAAUUGUCGCUGACGGAUAUGAAUCUUUGAGGGCAACUCGGAAUCGAGCCUGAAGGACCCUACACACAUAGUUCUUAAAUAUUAUAUCGAUGUGACGCAAGUAAAAAUUAUCAGCCGCGCAAGCAGGAAAACAUAAAUUGAUGUAUACUUUUGCAAAGUGCAUUUAAAACAGAGAAAUUGCAGUUUUCGACAACGGUUUUUAUGCUUUUUAAUGACUUUUAGAAGAGCCAAACAUACAGUGUAUCAGUUGAACUUGUACCUUAGUUAGUUAACGCGAACCACAUGUAUCCAUGUACUUAUGUCUAAGCAAAUUCCUAUUUAUUAGCAUUUUACUUUGUGAUCUAACAGGUUUUAAUUAUGUAUAUUUUUAUAUGUGAAAUGUACAACACACUGCACACAAGGCACAAUAUAUACGAUAUAUGACAGUAA